AUGUCUCCCGGAAUGACCCUGUUCUCGGUCCAGGCCAUCCUGGUCCUCAGUACCGAAGACGGCUCAAGAAUAUUCGCCAAAUACUUCACACCUCCCCACGCCACUUCUACAGGUGCUUCUGUAAACCCCUACCCCGAUACCAAGUCACAAAAGGCCUUUGAAAAGGGUCUUAUUGAGAAGACGGCCAAGCAAACUGGCGAUAUUAUUCUCUACGACAACCGCAUCGUUCUCUACAAGCCCGAAUCCGACGUCAUGAUCUACCUUGUCGGUGCUGCCGACGAGAACGAAGUUUUGUUAUAUAAUACCCUGCUUGCUUUCAGAGACUCUCUGCAUCUGCUGUUCAAACAAUCUGUCGAUAAGCGCACCAUUGUCGAAAAUUACGAUCUUGUUUCGCUCGCAAUUGACGAGAUUGUCGACGACGGCAUCAUCCUCGAGACGGACCCCACGAUUGUCGUGCAGCGCGUCAGCCGCGCACCCACUCAGGACCUCCAAGUCGGCCGCAUUGAUCUUAGCGAACAGGGUGUCAACAACCUGGCGCAACUCGGCAAGUCUAAACUCGCCGACUGGCUGCGACAAGGCUUGUAG
Beauveria bassiana ARSEF 2860 is the source of this 585-nucleotide messenger RNA. Its product is annotated as clathrin adaptor complex small chain. Lineage: Eukaryota; Fungi; Ascomycota; Sordariomycetes; Hypocreales; Cordycipitaceae. Gene Ontology annotation, cellular component: COPI vesicle coat. The coding region runs from base 1 to 585 and encodes 194 amino acids. Gene Ontology annotation, biological process: intra-Golgi vesicle-mediated transport; retrograde vesicle-mediated transport, Golgi to endoplasmic reticulum; intracellular protein transport. The transcript is spliced from 3 exons. The record is from RefSeq and is a predicted model, not a curated record.